Molecule: messenger RNA, 225 nt
Organism: Dentiscutata heterogama
Lineage: Eukaryota; Fungi; Glomeromycota; Glomeromycetes; Diversisporales; Gigasporaceae
Source: the annotation of a GenBank genome assembly
GCUGUUACAAAUAGAUUUAUCCAUUUUGAAAUAUGUGAGGAUAUUAAUGAUCUUGUGAUACAAGGAUCAUUUUUAAUUCUAUUUCCACCAGAGCAACCACCAGGAUGGACCAAACCUGAGACCAAAGUCGUUAAAGAUAGACUUACAGAGAACCUUCUAUUUUUGAUUCCGGAAUGGGUUUCUCAAGGCCAAGAAUUACAGAGUGCUAGUUGGCAAGAGAGGUAG